This is a messenger RNA of Emericellopsis cladophorae, 1641 nucleotides long. Its product is annotated as Cutinase transcription factor 1 beta-like protein. NCBI's taxonomy places the organism in Eukaryota, Fungi, Ascomycota, Sordariomycetes, Hypocreales, Bionectriaceae. The record is from RefSeq and is a predicted model, not a curated record. Gene Ontology annotation, molecular function: zinc ion binding; DNA binding. The coding region runs from base 1 to 1641 and encodes 546 amino acids. Gene Ontology annotation, biological process: DNA-templated transcription. The transcript has 5 exons.
AUGAACUGCUACUUGGAUGGCGACGAAUGUGUCGUUGUCCAGAGGAGCAACCGUCGCUACCACGCCAGACAGAGUGAAACGCACGGCAGCGUACCACCGUCUCGGGAUCCAGAUAUCUCGGGGGUCAGCACAGCGGGUUUGACGGCGGAGCAACUCAUGAGAUCAAGAGUAGCCGAGCUGGCCUCGUUCGUCAUGGCAGAAAAGUCCAAAGAUGCCCCGGACGACGACGAUCAAAUGGGUUCCCACACCGAGGACACCAGUGCCAACAGCUUGAAUUGCAAGAAUACAACGGACGCGGCCCUUCCGGGCGUGCUGCCAACCGCGAGAGCCAAAGAGGACGAAGAUCGUUUUGGUAUAUCUUUUCAAGAUAUGACCUUCAUCAAGCAACAGGGCUGCCUACAUGUGCCUGCUCGGUACUUGAUGGAAGAGUUCUUGGAAAAGUACUUUCUUCGCAUCCAUCCGUUCCUUCCGAUAAUCAAUGAAAAAGACACUUGGGGAUUAUGGAGUAUGACCGGCCCUCUCGGCGAACUCCAGAUGCCGCUUCUGCUUCUGAGAAGCAUAUUGUUUGCCUCGUGCAACUUUGUUUCGGUCGAAACGAUCCAGGCCCUUGGAUAUCGGAGUAUACGCGAGGCAAGGGCCUCAUUUUAUCGGCACGCCAAAUUGCUACAUGACUUUGAGACCGAAUCAUCGCCAAUCGUCAUGGCCCAAGCAUCACUGCUCCUCUCAUUCUGGUCGCCGGAAUCCACCAAGAAAUCCAACACUUCCUGGCUCGGCCUCGCUAUUCAACAUGCCAGAAACGCACGAGCUCAUCGCUAUGCGUCCAUGGGACGCAUGCGCUCAUCAGCUCACCAGACGCAGCAUCAUGAACAGAAUGUCCUCAAGCGAAUCACUCGAGCCCACUUCGACUUUGACACGAGUCCCUCCCUUGAGCCUUCUGAUCUUGCGGAUGAGUUCGAGCAGUCUAAAGUCUGCGCUUCUCAGACGAAGCGCCAUUUGGCCGGUGUCUUCUCCCAUUUCACAAGGCUCUGCGUUGUCUUGACGGAUAUCCUCGUUGUGGCAUUCCCUCUGAACGACAGCCCAGAGGGCUGGCAAAGGCCGCGACCAGCCGACGCGCAACUCUUGAGAGAUACUAAAACGCAUCUUCAGAAAUGGUUCGCUGAUGCGGCCUCGACGUUUCCUUCGUUCGGGCGCAGCGGUUUGUCAGACCUGCGGGCAAGAGACGAUAGCCACUCGUGCGAUUUGGUGUUCGUCUACACCAACCUAAUGUACAUGUUCUAUCACUCCGCGAGAGUGGUCCUCUGCAAUUCCGAGAUUCUAGCGCACACUCUAUCACAGAGUCGAGCCGGCUGGGACUCGAAAGCUGCCUUUCAUGAGAGUCGGUAUGAGCUUCAAAAUGCGGCUUCGGGCGUGGCAGAAUGUGUGAGGGAUAUGGUCCAAGAAGAUCUUGCACGCUGGCUGCCCAUCUCUGCUAUUGGGCUGACGGCCUUGCCUCUGGUCCUCAACAUUCUCGACGUUAAUAUGGCAGAGCUUGCCACAAGCUCAACGACCCAAUUCGACGCGGUUCUGUCACUCAAACAGCAUCGUUUGAAUGUGCUCAUCGAAGCGAUGAAGGUCUAUCGACUUCACCUGACUUCUACCUGA